This is a messenger RNA of Ustilago hordei, 2994 nucleotides long. RefSeq lists its product as uncharacterized. Gene Ontology annotation, biological process: regulation of DNA-templated transcription. Gene Ontology annotation, molecular function: transcription cis-regulatory region binding; DNA-binding transcription factor activity, RNA polymerase II-specific; zinc ion binding. The transcript has a single exon. Gene Ontology annotation, cellular component: nucleus. The record is from RefSeq and is a predicted model, not a curated record. Bases 1 to 2994 code for a protein of 997 amino acids. NCBI's taxonomy places the organism in Eukaryota, Fungi, Basidiomycota, Ustilaginomycetes, Ustilaginales, Ustilaginaceae.
AUGCCGCCCAAAACUAAAGCGUCAGCAUCGCGCUUGGAUUCUGCACAAUCGACAUCACCCGCUUCCGCUGCAUCACCGGCCAAAUACAUUGACCCUCCUGGCUCAUCAAGCUCUGUCAACGUCAAUCGAGAUGCUUCCUUCUCCUCACUAUCAUCACUGCCACCCAUCGAAGUGAAGCCUCAAAAGGCCUGCGUACUGUGUCGACGUUCCAAGGUCAAGUGCAUCCACGAUGGCGCUCCUCCUUGCAAGCGGUGCAAGGACACCAAUCAGGAAGCUCAGUGCAAGUUCCGACUUCGAGCAGAUGAUGAGACCUGGCGAGAACGUACUGAUGAGGUUCUUAGCAAGCUCGGCGAAAGCGUGGAAUGGCUCGUACAACAGCAGCAGCAGCAGCUGGACCAAAGGCGAUCAGACACAACGGCCUCGACCAGCUCUCCCAUAUCCGCUCCUUCACCGCGCAAGUCACAUCAUCCUGCUAGUCUCUACCGGCCGCCUCUGCCAUCUGCAAGAGGGACUCUAAGGCAUCCCUGGCAAGCACAUCCAUAUCAGUCUGCACCGAAUGCCGAACAUGUUUCCCCACCACCGCCAGAGCCCAUACUACCUCACCACGCAUCUGGAUCACACGGAAGACCUUCGUCCACCACGUAUUUGGGCUUCGAUGGUGCUGCUGGCCUUCUCAGUCCGGGUGAUCCCCAUCUUCGCUCCGCCUCCUCACCUUCGUCAUCCGGUCCGAUGUCGGCCCAUCGUCCUUACCGGUCUCCGUCUUCGGCCUCACAAUCCUUCCGACCGUUGCACAAUUCUCAUCUACCACCGCCGCCACUGCCUCCGUCUUCGGUACAUUACGAUCAGUUUUCCGAAGCCGUGGCUUUCCCGCCGUCGGCCCACGCCCCCGCCCCUCAUCUUGCAACCUCGCACCGCAAUCCCGCUGUUGCGUCUCGGACCGCCUCGGGCCCUCGUCGCCCACCGCAGCCACCACCCCAUCAACCUGCGCCUAUUUUGGAGCCCGGGCAGAGCCGUCCGUCCUCCAUGAUCUAUGCUGCUCACCAACCCUACAACAACCUUGCAGACGCCAAGUCACGGUCGCUAGCAUCACGUGCUCACUCCGCGUCACCCUAUGCGAAACCAUCUCACUACAUCGGACGCAACGACCCUCGACUCACAGUCAUUUCUAUGGGCCUUGUGUCUAUGGAUCAAGCUCGUCACCUCUUCAAGUUCUUUGCACGGUACUUGCAGCCUCAUUGCUUUGGCUUCCCCGCCUAUCCAGCAUCAGAAGAGAUGACACCGCUCAUCAUCGCAUGCAUUCUUAUGGUCUCAUCCAUGCACGAGCCCAACUCACGCCAACUCUUCGAGCGCAUUCGCCACGAAGCUUUCUCUUCGCCCUUGCUUCUGGACCAGUCGAUCGAUCGCCACGCUCCUCUCGAUCCAGAACUCGGCAUCGGUGUCGAAGAAAUUACAGGCGCCUGCAUCGCAGCGUCGUGGCUUGGUGGCCAGACCGCACUCUCGAUUGCGCGCUUGGCUCGCUAUUGGGCCAUAGGCUACCUCGAGCACUUUGAAGUCCGCUCUGCACAGACCCUUGGAGAGUGGAUGACCAUCCUCCCGCCGUUCCGACAGAUUGACCUCGUCGGCAAGCUGCGGAUCUGGCUUAUGUCGUACAUCACAGAAGCGCAACAGGCCGUCAUCAACGACAAGCCCAGCUUGUUCCCUGAGAGUCAGCCGGCUCACUACUGUCUGGGUCUGCUCAAUGCAAGCAGCCAUAGCGCAGAGCUGGCUAGCAAUCUCGCCAAUGGAGACGGAGCAGCAAAGAGGGAAGCAUUCAGUGCUGUCGAUGGCACACCCGGCUCAACACUGUCCACUUCUUCAACCGCGCUGCCGGCUUCAAGCGACCCAGCAGGCGGUAUUGGCUCUGUCGCUUCAGACCGGCAGCUGGUUGCGCAUGCACGCAUGAUGUCGAUCCUGCUUGCUGCUCAAGACCUGCACCGCUCAGCACGUGCUACCGUGGCUUCCAACAAGUCAACACCCUCCGAACAACAGCCAGCAAACUCGGGAUCCAAGGACUCCAGGCUGUUCGAUGCAUCUCAUCUGGCAGAGCGUUGGCGAGAGUGGUUGGAAGAGCUGAAUCGAUGGCGUUUGCUGACUUCACAGUACUCUGACCUGUCAGACAGCUCACUUGAGUCGAUCGACCUGUCUCUGCUCUAUCAUCUCUCUCGUACCUUCCUUGCUUCCCACCCUCUGGAUCCGGAGCUCGACAUCUUGAACGAGACUCAGCAUGCACUCAAGGUCGCCUCCAACGCCAAUUCGCCCAAAUUCUCCCGUCUGGCCAUUGCUCAGCUUCGUACGAUCUCCACCGCCAAACAUUCAGCCCUUUUCGCGUUAAAGCUUGCAACCACUGAGUUUGGCGAAAAGCUCUUGUAUCUGCCACAGUUCUAUCACUGGUUGCUUGGCCAUGCUGCUGGAUUGCUUCUGCUGCUGAUUCAGCGUAGGGAGACGUUCCUCAUGGCCAAAGAAGCAGAGUCAUUGUUGGAGACGACGGAGAAGUUUGUACAGCUUUACAUGUUCCGUAUCACCAGUCACUCUUUCCACUCGGCUGCUGGAGAGUAUGGCAUCAGCCAGAACCCUCAGCGAUCUGUCGGGAUCAAGCGAACUGCCUCGGAUGCCCAACUGCAAGAGACAGCUGGAGAAGAUGCAGAGCGAAGAAGGCAUCAGGGUAGCCCGGGUGGAGAGAAUGAUCGUGGACCAAAUAGAAAUGGCAAUGGAGAUCCUUUGAAUUUUCAGUGGCCAUUCAUGUCUGGAUUUCCAACAACGCAAGCGCAGGGAUCCAAUGCGACCUCGUCCGGCUCUACUGCGGCAAGUGCAGCAGUGGUUCAUCCCAUCGCACAGCAACAGCUUGCUCACGGCAACCCAGCAGAGAAGCAUCCCGCACUAGCAAAUGCACAGGCGCUUGCCCGAGCUCUGUAUCUUGUCAAAAUGCAAGUCCAAUCACUCGAGGUUGAUAUUUAA